AUGGUGCUCUUCAACGACGCACUCGAGCACCUGGCUAGAGUGCACCGUGCGCUCAGAAUGCACAGAGGCUAUGUUUUAGUGAUUGGAAUCGGUGGAAGUGGGAAGAAAUCGGUGAUAAAACUGGUUGCAUUCGCAGCUAGCUAUCGUACCUUCGAAAUAAGUUUAACCAGAGGCUACAAGGAAGCUUCUUUUAUAAGCUUCUAUAAUAUGGUUGGCGUGAGCAAUGAAAAAAUUGUUUUUCUCUUCACUUCUUCUCAUAUUGUUGAUGAGAGUUUCUUGGAGCUGGUGAACAAUCUGUUGGCAGGAGUGGUACCGUCGUUGUUCACCGAUGAGGACAAGGACGAAAUUAUGAACAAUUGUAGGAACCAAACUAUGGAAGCUGGUUUCGGGGUGAACAAAAUAUUCUUCUUGGGUUUCAGAAAAAAUGUGUGGACCUAUUUCGUGAAGACUAGCCUACAAACUCUACGAAUCACAUUAUCCAUGAUUUCAUCGGGGGAUUUGUUGAGAACAAGAUGUCGUAGUUAUCCUGGUUUAGUGAACAGCACCACUAUAGACUGGAUGUUCCCAUAGCCUGAACAGGCUUUAGUAGCUGUAGCUAACGUGACACUGAGAGAUAACCCGAACGUGCCACAGACUAACAGAGUAGCUCUGGUAGAGCAUAUGGUGUUCGUUCGUAAGACUGUCUGGGACUACACGAUCGAUUUCCAAUUAAAAUUGCGCAGAAGAAAUUACGUCACGCCUAAACAUUACUUAGACUUCAUAAACACGUAUCUGAACCUCCUGGUAGAAACGAAGGAUUACAUAAAUGUGCAAUGCGAUCGACUUUCUGGAGGUCUGCAGAAGAUCGUGGAGGCGGCAUCGGUUACGUUGAACGAGCUGAACAAGAUCCUGGCGAUGCAAAGAGUAAAAGUGGCCGAUCAGACAAGAAACUGCGAGCAAUUAUUGGCUUCGAUUGGGGAAAGCACGGAUAUUGCAAUGGAGAAGAAGCGGCUAAGCGAGGAGAAGAGGCAAGAGAUAGAGGUGCAGAGGAAGAUCAUCACCAAGGAGCAAACGGAAGCGAGGAAGGCGUUGUCAGAAGCACAGCCUGCGCUCGAUGCGGCUAGAGCAGCCCUGGGAGAACUCGAGAAAGCGGACAUCAUUGAAAUUAAAUCAUUCGCAACUCCUCCAGAGCCAGUGCAAAUUCUGUCAGAAUGCGUGGCGAUGCUACGAGGCAUUAAAGAUAUCUCUUGGAAGGGUGUGAAGGGGAUGAUGAGCGAUCCAACGUUCUUGAGAAUACUGCAAGAUAAGAUUUGCGAUAAGAUCAAUUGCGAUAAGAUUACACUGAAACAGCAACAAGCGAUAAAGGCUCAUAUAAAGAAGAGUACGAAACUGGAUCAGAUGCAGUCUAUCAGUAAUGCUGGCUAUGGAUUAUACAAAUUUGUGCUAGCUGUAUUGGAUUAGUGUGCUGUUUACAGAGAGGUGAAACCAAAGAUAGAGAGAGUGAAGGACUUAGAAUCUUAAUCGGAGAAAGCUCGAAAGGCUCUAGAAAAGGAAGAGCGAGAAUUGGAAAGAAUCGAGAAGGCUAUAGCAGAGUUAAACGUGAAAUAUGAGAACGCUAUGUCUGAGAAGCAAAAAUUACAAGAGGAGACAGACCUCCUUCAGAGACGAUUAAUAGCCGCUGAUAAAUUAAUCAACGGAUUAUCCUCAGAAAAUUAACGUUGGAAGAAAGAAUUGGAAAGUCUGCAUGAACAGAUAGAAAAAAUAAUUGGCAACUGUUUACUCAGUGCUGGAUUUCUUGCUUAUUGUGGACCAUUUUCUUACGAGUACAGAAACCAGAUGUUGUACGACGUUUGGUGGAAUAGUAUUGUAACCAAGUAGAUCUCUUUUGCAGACACAUUCAGGAUCGAGACUGAAUAGAGCAAUGACGUUGAAAUUAGCAUCUGGGCUUCUGAAGACCUUCCACCGGAUGAAUUAUCCGUGCAAAACGGGAUUCUAACCAUCCGAGCAUCCAGGUUUCCUAUUUGCAUCGAUCCUCAACAGCAAGUUCUGAAUUGGAUAAAAAAAAAAGAACAAAAGAAGAAUUUGAAAGUUUUAUCGUUCAGUGAUUCAGAUUUCUUGAAACAAGUGGAACUUGCGAUUGAAUGUCUUCUAGUUUUAUUUCUGGACGUUGAUGAAGUUGAUCCUGUUUUAGAUAAUGUUCUGUCGAAAAAUAUACAAAUUAAUGGUCGAAUGUUCGUUCUUCUUGGGGAGAAGGAACUGGAUUAUGAUCCUAAAUUCCGGAUGUACCUUAUCACGAAGGUGUCAAACCCCAUGUUCGAUACAGCACUCUACGCUAAGGCUACUGCGAUCAAUUAUAUGAUGACCAUAGGAGAUCUAGAAGACCAACUCCUAUCAGUAGUGGUACUAACAGAAAGAUUAGACGUUGAGGAACAACGCGAGAGCCUAAUCGCCGAGACCAGCGAGAAUAAAAACCUGCUGCAACAGCUAGAGGACAGUCUGCUUCGUGAAAUUGUGACAAAUCAAGGCAAUAUGUUGGACAACAUCGAUUUAAUCGAAACACUGGAGAACACAAAAUCAAGCGCCUCCGAGGUGAUGCAGAAAUUAUACCUCGCUGAAGUGACAGCAGCUGACGUGAACAAACUUCGAGAUGGUUAUCGACCAGUGGCUAAAAGAGGUGCAAUUUUGUUCUUCGUUCUAGCGGACACGGCGAUGGUGAAUUCGAUGUAUCAGUACUCUUUAAUCAGCUACGUAGAAGUGUUCAUUUAUUCGCUGAGGAAAGCACUUCCGGAUCCAACGUUGAAACAACGUCUAGAGAAUAUUCUACCAAUGUUGACGAAGAAUGUUUACGAUUGCGGUUGCACGGGAAUCUUCGAGAGGCAUAAAUUGCUGUUUUCGUUUCAAAUCUGUACGAAAUUGGAACAGAGCGUUGGGAAUAUCAGCCAAAAUCAGGUGGAUUUUUUCAUCAAAGGGUGUAUUAUGUUGGAGAAGGGAGCUAAGAUUAAUCCAACUGAAUGACUGCCUGCUACUGAGUGGGCAGAUUUGUUGAAGCUGAGUCAAGAUUUGCAGAUGCAUACGAACGAGUGGCAGGCUUGGUAUGACAUGGACACUCCAGAAUCUGAAAAUUUCCCCUUGGAAUACUCUGAAAAGCUAGAAUCCUUCGAGAAACUUAUGUUGAUACGCUGUUUUCGGGUCGAUCGAGUAUAUCAAGCCAUCAUCAAUUACAUCACUCAAAUCAUGGGAGAACAAUACAUCACACCGCCUCAUAUCAGUCUCAAAUUAAUUUUCGAACAAAGUACACCCACAAUGCCUGUUGUUUUCAUCUUAAGUCCUGGAUUUGAUCCAUCCGCGGAAUUGAUGAAAUUGGCGGACAGAUACGGCUGUCAAGGCGGCAGAUUUAAAUAUCUAUCCCUUGGAUAGGGCCAAGAACAGACUGCAGUAGCGUUAUUAGAGAUACCUACACUAAGAGGACAAUGGCUGAUGCUCCAAAAUUGUCAUCUACUGUUAAGUUUUACCCGAGAAUUGGAGAAAUUAUUGGAGAACAUUGGAAAGUCUCAUCCUGAUUUCCGUUUGUGGCUCACAACCGAUCCUUCUCCCAAUUUUCCAAUUGGAAUCUUGCAACAAUCUUUAAAAGUGGUCACCGAGCCUCCAAGUGGCCUCAAGCUGAAUCUCGAGAAUACUUAUCUAAAAAUGAGGCCACAGAUACUCGAAAGUUGUGCACAUCCAACUUACAAACACUUAAUUUAUGUAUUGGCCUUCUAUCACGCAGUCGUUUAAGUGAGUCAGAGCAGGAUUGAUUAGAAUUACAACAGAAGGAGAUACGACAAGAUCGGCUGUAAUAUAAAUUAUGACUUCAACGAAUCGGAUUUCAACAUGUGCACCAUUAUUCUGAACACAUAUUUGACUAAAGCGCUUACGGCGAAUGACACUAGAUUACCAUGGAACAGCUUGAAGUAUCUCAUAGGAGAAGUAAUGUACGGUGGACGAGUAAUAGACAGCUACGAUCGCCGAGUAUCGGAAACCUACAUGGACGAGUACUUCGGUGACUUUUUGUUCGACAGCUUUCAACCCUUCCAUUUUUAUCACGACGAGCACGUAGAUUACGUGGUUCCGCCAGAAGGGGAGCGUGACGAUUACCUCCAAUUCAUCGAGGAACUUUCUCUGGUGAACAGUUCAGAGGUCUUUGUGCAUCCAAACGCCGAAAUUGGCUACUUCACUCAAACAGCGAAAGAAAUGUGGAGCAAUCUUGUGGAACUCCAGCCGUAAACUGGUGAUCACGACACUGGAAUAAGCAAGGACGAAUUUAUCGAUAACAUCGCGAAGGUUAAACUGGGCAAAGUUCCUCUCGGGUACGAUCUCAUUAAAGUGAAGAAGACUUUUGGAAUAGCCGUGACACCGACUGCAAUUGUUCUUUUCCAAGAAUUGGAGAGGUUCAAUAAAUUGAUUAGAAUGAUGAGAAAGACUCUAACGCAGUUAAGGAAAGCAAUUGCUGGAAAAAUCGGGAUGGGUAUGACUCUUAAAAAUAUAUCUGCAGCGUUGUAUAAUGGUAUGUUACCGAAAGAAUGGGCCAAACUAGCGCCAAACACGAGAAAAACUCUGACUGGAUGGAUGGAGCAUUUUGAGAAGAGGAUACAACAGUACGCUAGCUGGUCUUCUGCAUCCGAACCAAUAGUCCUAUGGCUGGCUGGUCUACACAUCCCAGAAACCUAUUUAGCAGCUCUCAUGCAAAUGGCUUGCUGCAGAAACAACUGGUCCCUUGAUCGCUCUCUCACAUAUACAGCGGUAUCGAGAUUCACUAUGCCUGAGAAAAUGGAAGAAAAACCUGACCAGGGUUGUUACGUGAGUGGACUAUAUUUGGAAGGUGCCAGAUGGGACAUGGAGGAACAAUGCCUGGAAAGAUCACAUCCGAAGAUUCUUGUUGAAAAACUACCAAUACUCAUCAUUAUUCCAGUCGAGGCUCUUAUCACAGACUUAGGCUACAGGAUAUGA
This is a messenger RNA of Habropoda laboriosa, 4965 nucleotides long. RefSeq names its product dynein heavy chain 10, axonemal-like (gene Dhc98D). Lineage: Eukaryota; Metazoa; Arthropoda; Insecta; Hymenoptera; Apidae. Gene Ontology annotation, biological process: microtubule-based movement. The record is from RefSeq and is a predicted model, not a curated record. Gene Ontology annotation, molecular function: dynein intermediate chain binding; minus-end-directed microtubule motor activity; dynein light intermediate chain binding. Gene Ontology annotation, cellular component: dynein complex.